AUGCCCGUCAUUCCCGAGUCGUCAGACUUCCCAUCUGUACCCCAAAAGGGAGAGUCGGACAAGAAAGAUGGCAAGGACACACAGAAAGCUGCUGCACAAGAUUUCCUCUCAAAGGGACCUCAGAUCCCAGAUGAAAUGCCCCCCACGGCAUCGAGGGAGGAGAUUGAAGCCCGCAUGAAGGAACUGAACAAGCCUUCCAACUGA
Messenger RNA from Penicillium soppii, 204 nucleotides. RefSeq lists its product as uncharacterized. NCBI's taxonomy places the organism in Eukaryota, Fungi, Ascomycota, Eurotiomycetes, Eurotiales, Aspergillaceae. The coding region runs from base 1 to 204 and encodes 67 amino acids. The transcript is spliced from 2 exons. The record is from RefSeq and is a predicted model, not a curated record.